This is a messenger RNA of Hydractinia symbiolongicarpus, 417 nucleotides long. Its product is annotated as zinc finger protein 420-like. The record is from RefSeq and is a predicted model, not a curated record. The transcript has a single exon. NCBI's taxonomy places the organism in Eukaryota, Metazoa, Cnidaria, Hydrozoa, Anthoathecata, Hydractiniidae. The coding region runs from base 1 to 417 and encodes 138 amino acids.
AUGCGUGCAAAGUGUCCCCAUGGCAGGCGUAGGUAUCAGUGCAAAGAUUGUGGGAGAAUUCAUAUUUGCGAACAUGAAAGGGUGAGGCUCUAUUGCAAAGAUUGCAAUGGAGGUCGGUAUUGUGAACAUGAAAGGGUGGAGUAUCGCUGCAAAAAAUGCAGGGGCAGCCAGAUUUGCCGUCAUGAAAGAAGGAUAUCCCAAUGCCGGGACUGCGGAGGAAGUCAGAUUUGCCCCCAUCAAAGGGUGAGAUCCACCUGUAAGGACUGCAGAGGUGGAAGCAUCUGCGGCGAGCAUGGUAUGCGAAGAUCAGAGUGCAAAGAAUGCUGUUGUGGAAAUAUCUGCCACCAUCAAAAACAUAGAGCAAUCUGCCCCAUUUGCAACCCUACCGGGCAUCUGACCGGUGGUGUAAGAAGCUAA